Molecule: messenger RNA, 1427 nt
Organism: Eubalaena glacialis (North Atlantic right whale)
Lineage: Eukaryota; Metazoa; Chordata; Mammalia; Artiodactyla; Balaenidae
Gene: WDR89
Product: WD repeat domain 89
Exons: 3
Coding region: 217-1377 (386 amino acids)
Molecular function (GO): protein binding
Source: RefSeq, a predicted model, not a curated record
CGUGCAGAGGCUGUGCUGCGAGUUCUCUCCUGCAGCAGGUGUGGGCUCUCCGAUGAGGUUGACAUUACAUGGUGUCAUAAGUGAUCUGAAGGCGCCAACCACUUGAACUUCCGGGAUCAAGUGAGGUUCCUGCACUUGAGUCCUUUGCACUGUUUGCUUCUGUGAGUCGCUGUAACUUUCAGUUUGAUUUUUACUACCCUUGGAUGCACUCUUGAUAUGGAGAAGAUUGAGGAACAAUUUGCUAAUUUGAACAUUGUUAAACGUUCCUCAGAAACUAAAGAGCCUACUUAUCUGCUUGGCAUAGACACAUCAAAGACUGUACAAGCAGAAAAAGGAAGCUUGGUUGCUGUCUUAUGUUCUAAUGGAUCAAUCAGAAUAUAUGAUAAAGAAAGGUUAAAUGUACUACGAGAAUUUAGAGGAUAUCCUGGACUUAAUGGAGUCAAGUUUGCAAAUUCCUGUGACAGCGUGUAUUCCUCAUGCACUGAUGGCACUGUAAAAUGUUGGGAUGCUCGAUUAGCCAGUGAAAAACCUGUCCAGCUCUUCAAGGGUUACCCUUCCAAUAUUUUUAUCAGUUUUGAUAUCAGCUGUAAUGAUCAUGUCAUUUGUGCUGGUACAGAAAAAGUUGAUGAUGAUGCAUUGUUGGUAUUUUGGGAUGCAAGAAUUAAUUCUCAGGAUUUGUCUACUACUAAAGACCCACUUGGUGCAUAUUCAGAGACACAUAGUGAUGAUAUCACUCAAGUAUGUUUCCAUCCCAGCAAUCCCAACAUGGUAGUCUCAGGUUCAACUGACGGCCUGGUAAAUGUAUUUGAUAUCACUAUUGAUAACGAAGAAGAUGCACUGGUUACAACCUAUAACUCAGUUUCAUCAGUAAGCUAUAUUGGUUGGUCUGGGAAAGAUUAUAAACAGAUUUACUGCAUGACACAUGAUGAAGGAUUUUGUUGGUGGGAUCUUAAUCAUCUGGAUACUGAUGAACCAAUUACAUGUUUGAACAUCCCGGAUGUCAGAGAAGUAAUUAAUGUGAAAGAAGGGAUUUUGGACUAUUUGAUUGGCGGCCUAUAUCAUGAAAAGACGAACAAAUUGUUUGUAGUUGGAGGAACAAACACAGGAAUUAUUCACAUAAUGAGCUGUACUACAUCAGGAUUGGUCCAUGUGACCAGCCUUCAGGGAGGGCAUGCUGCUACAGUCCGUUCUUUCUGUUGGAAUAUGCAGGAUGAUUCUUUGCUAACUGGAGGAGAAGAUGCACAGUUGUUACUUUGGAAACCUGGAGCAAUAGAGAAGAGGCUUACAAAGAAAGACAGCAUGAAAAUAGCAUCCUCUGUGUACCAGCGAGUUCGAGUUCAUAGUAAUGAUUCUUACAAGAGAAGGAAAAAGCAGUGAUGUUACAUUGGGCGUUUACUUGACAGGUUUUAUAGUUGCAAAUAAUUAUU